AUGGAAAGAUGUCUACAUGACGUCACAAAUCACAUACUAACUCAACGGGAAGCUUCAGAAAAGUACAAGAUACCUCGUAGUACGAUAAAACUGAAGCUGAAAGCUCGUCGUAAUAGCAACGUACAUGUUCCAGGUCAAGAAAAAUCAUUCGUCGAUAACUUUGUUCUACUGUGCGAUUAUGGAUUUCCCCUAACUUUGUUUGAUCUGAGGUGUGUUGUUAAGAUGUAUUUGGACAGCCGUGGUACCACAAUAAAUGCAUUCAAGAACAAUUUUCCUGGAAGGUGUUGGGCCGAGGGCUUUUUAGAGCGCCAUAAAAAGAACUUUCUCAAAGAUUCUGCAGCAAUAUUAAAAGAGUUCGUGCAGCCGUAA
Molecule: messenger RNA, 369 nt
Organism: Acanthoscelides obtectus
Lineage: Eukaryota; Metazoa; Arthropoda; Insecta; Coleoptera; Chrysomelidae
Source: the annotation of a GenBank genome assembly